AUGGAAGAUGAACACCCCCCUACUCCUCCCCAAGAAGCCCCAGAAGGCUACGCUCGCCCGAAUGACCUCGGUUCGUUUGCAAGCACCAUAUACUCGCUGGCUCGUGGCGGUUCCGACCCCCCCGAGCUUCGGCUUGAGCGAAAAGACUUUUGUGACAGGGACGUAAUAAUCAGUAUUGAGAUCACCGAGGAUCAAAUGCGCGUGUUACACUUGAAAAAUGUACGCGAGGACACACUCAAGGAGGCAAAAACUACUGUCAGUGGCUUUCUGGACCAGAUAGAGCCGCUUGGUGAGGGCAAUGGUACUGGUGGUACCGUUUUCGAGAUGUUUGAUAGGGUUUAUGCGGAUAUGGAUGACCAAGUCGUGGCUGUCAUGGGCCAUGUUCACGAGCUUUCCUCCCUACUGGCCAAGAUCGAUACUUCCGUCAACAUGUACCCAAAGAAAUUGGCAUUUAAUAGCCCUGACAACAUUCACCAGGGUCAAUCUUAUGAUCCGGUCGCUAAGCUUCGGAGUGUCAGUGAUGCCUUCUACAAGCAAGUCGAGGCGAUCAAAUCAAAGUCACAGGAAUACUGUGAUGACACCCAUCCUACGAGAAAUGGGUUUGGAGUGACCAGGGCAAACUGCGACGUUCACCAAAAUCUCAUUGCUUCUAUGAUGGAGCACAGCCGGAAACGGGACCUCUGGUUCCAUUGGGAUGAGUCUAGCUACGAAGGAGGCAGUAUAGAGCGACGUACGGGCUCUCACUUAACCUACAUUGCUUCGUUGAAAGAGAAUAUGAGAGAUAGGCAACACAUAUUGUGGGAGUGGCCUGAGCGACUGUGGUAUCUUGAUGAACCACGGUAUUGCACCAUGUUCAACUUGGACUCGCCGCCACCACUCUUCAUGGAGAAUGAUGUGCGGCCGUUCGCGAGCUACACCUACGUGCUCGCUGAAGGCGGUCCUGGGCCAGAGAAGCUCCGUCCCGAUGUACGUGACACCGACAUGCUGCUCUUGAUAGAAGCCAAGAGUCAGGUCUUCCAUUUGUUGCAUUUGCACCAUGUGCGCGAAGAGACGAGUGCGGCGGCAAAGGCUGCCAUCGAGAACUUUCUUGACCACUUCAAAUCAAUCGACGAUAACAAAAGAGGAAGAGUGGACUAUGGCACGUCACGCAGAACCUUCCACAUGUUCAGCGUGGAUACUGAUAGUGUUCACCUAGAAAUUCUAGAGUUUACUAAAGAAGAAGUUAAGAAGCGUGCCUUGCGCUGUAAAUGGGAGACUGACAGUUGGUGGCGCGAAAACGGAGGAGAGCGGACGACCCAUCACCAGCCAGACUAUUUGGUACGUGUUGACGCUCCUUCACCGCCAGAUAUCGGCAGUCAUAUCGUCUUACCAGGGUCAGAACGUCUUCUGACUGGUUUCGAGGAAUGA
Messenger RNA from Clonostachys byssicola, 1407 nucleotides. Lineage: Eukaryota; Fungi; Ascomycota; Sordariomycetes; Hypocreales; Bionectriaceae. The record is from the annotation of a GenBank genome assembly.